Molecule: messenger RNA, 966 nt
Organism: Ogataea philodendri
Lineage: Eukaryota; Fungi; Ascomycota; Pichiomycetes; Pichiales; Pichiaceae
Exons: 1
Coding region: 1-966 (321 amino acids)
Biological process (GO): purine nucleoside catabolic process
Cellular component (GO): cytosol
Molecular function (GO): purine nucleosidase activity
Source: RefSeq, a predicted model, not a curated record
AUGAUUCCUCUCUGGAUCGACUGCGAUCCUGGCCAGGACGACAUUGUUGCCAUCACAUUUGGUGCUCAUGACCCCCAUUUCGACCUUGUUGGUGUUUCGACCACCCAUGGUAACGCGUCGAUGGAGAACGUGACUCAGAACGCUUUGAAAUUCCUAACCGUCAUCAAAAAGCCAAACGUGCCUGUGUUUCCUGGAGCAGCUAGACCGUUGAACCGCGAGCCUGAAUACUGUCCAGAGGUCCAUGGUCCUACUGGUUUGAACGGUAGCGACAGACUUCCGCAGCCGGCCCACCCUGCUAGAAAGCCCGAGGAAUUCUUCCCGUACCUCAAGGAACAGAUUGAAUCACACAAAGGAGAACUGGCAAUUGCUGCCAUUGGCCCACUGACCAACAUCGCGGUGUUCUUCACGAAAUAUCCCGAGCUAAGAUCGCAGAUCAAGUGUCUGAGUAUCAUGGGAGGCGGUCUGGCCAAGUUCAACAAGAACGGCUGUUCCGAGUUCAACGUUUUCUGCGACCCAGAUGCUGCCAAGAUCGUGUUUGAGGACCCUGUUUUGAGCGAGCGCAUAUUGCUGGCUCCUUUAGACCUGACGUCGACCAUCCGUGCCUCUGCUGAGAUCAGACAGCGGAUUCUGGGCGACCCAGCUUCGGCCUCGGAGUUUCGCAAGCUGAUGUCCGACCUUGUGCAAUACUUUUACAACCUGGUGAAGGUGCGCCAGGGUCCUGGCUACGUUGGACCCAGUGUGCACGAUCCUGUUGCAAUUGCGACGAUUCUACAGUACACAGGUGCUACCGAUUUGGGAAUCAAGUGGAAAACAGGCCAUUUGACAGUGCAAGUUGGAGGAGAGAACGACGGUAAGAUGGAGUACGUGCCUUCCGAGACCGGCUCCAGGAUCGCUGAGGACAUUGAUAGAGACCAGUUCUGGAACGUUCUGCUGGAUUCCUAUGCCAGAGUGGACCAGGAUAAAUAG